CAAAAGCUUGCAAAAAAGAAUUUUUCCAACUAUUUUAGUUGGUCUAAUAAAAGAUAGCUUGUAGUGGUAGUUUUACCAGUCUGACUGCAUUUGCUGUGUACUGAGCUACAAGGAAUGGAGCAUGGCUCCUGGCCACUUUCAUUCUUCUUUCAGGAUGGCUUAUCCCAGAAGCCAAUAUGCAAGAACUCCAGUCAGUGAAAAUGCCACGAGACAAUGGGUGAGAAACGAGAUUCUCCUGACACCAGAGAGACCUGGGAGUUGUCAGCAGAUGGAAGCUCGUCACGCUGGUGCCCCAGACAAGGCCCUCCCCAAGGAGCAGGUGCUGGGACCCUGCAGAGAGCUGAGCAGCAGCCUCUUGAGGACGGGUCUGUUAACCUGGAGCUGCAGAGGACUUCCCUGGGGAGACUGGAGGAGAGGGGCUUCCUGACACCUGAGCCAGGCCAAGUGCAGAGGUGGCAGAGCAAACCUGCAAAGCAGGGGGAAAGCUUGGAACUCCGGGAGGUGUUUCAGGACGUGGCUGUGUACUUCACACGGAAGGAGUGGGAGCUGCUUGAAGAUGAGGACAAGGGGAUUUACCAGGACCAGAUGCUGAGGAAUUUCCAAGCCCUCGUCUCCCUGGGACAUCGAGGUCCCACACCCGACUUAAUCUGCCGCAUCCAGCGAGGAUUGGUGGAGCUGUGGGUCUGUGAUGAUGAGGAUGGUGGGGAAAUCUCCAGGUCAGAGGAGCUGCUGCCAGGAGGUGCCUGGCUCCUCGGUGGAGCUGAGGAGGAGAAUCCUGCGGAAAGGCCUGCAAACCUGGAGCCACCAUGGGCUUCCCCAGGGAAUUUUGGUGACAUGGACUCCCUGAGACCUGAGAAGGAUCAACGGACCAAGAGUCAGGGGAGACCCCAGAAGCAGAUGAAGAAUGUAGCGGUGAACCAGCACCAAUGCACCCACCUGGGCAGGAAGACUCACUGCUGCACUAAGUGCAAGAACUUCAUCUGCUGGCAAGACCUGUCCCAGCACCAGUGUGGGCAGCACUGCUGCACCAAGUGUGGGAAGAGAUUCAAGCAGCUCUCCAGCCUGGCCAGGCACUGGUGCAUGCACACAGGGGAGAAGCCACAUCAGUGCUCAGAGUGUGAGAAGAGCUUCACCCGAUCUUCCAACCUGGCCCGGCACCAUCGUAUCCACACACAAAAGAAACCAAAUCAGUGCUCAGUGUGUGGUAAGAACUUCACACUCUCCUCCAGGCUGGCCCAGCACCAGCUUAUCCAUAUGGGGGAGAAGGCACAUCAGUGCUCGGAGUGUGGGAAGAGCUUCAGUCAGUCCUCCAGCCUGGCUGAGCACCAGCGUAUCCACACAGGGGAGAAGCCACAUCAGUGCUUGGGCUGUGGUAAGAGGUUCACUCGCUCCUUCACCCUGGUUCAGCACCAGCGUAUCCACACAGGAGAAAAGCCACAUCAGUGCUUAGAGUGUGGUAAGAGCUUCGCUUACUCCUCCAACCUGGCCCAGCACCAGCUUAUCCACACAGAGAAGAAACCACAUCAAUGCUCGGAGUGCGGUAAGAGCUUCACUCUGUCCUCCAGGCUGGCCCAGCACCAGCUCAGUCAUAUGGGGAAGCCACAUCAGUGCUCAGAGUGUGGGAAGAGCUUCACUUACUCCUCCCGACUGGCCCAGCACCAGCUUAUCCACACAGGGGAGAAGCCACAUCAGUGCUCAGAGUGUGAGAAGAGCUUCACUUACUCCUCCCGACUGGCCCAGCACCAGCUUAUCCACACAGGGGAGAAGCCACAUCAGUGCUCGGAGUGUGGGAAGAGCUUCACUCUCUCCUCCAGGCUGGCCCAGCACCAGCUUAUCCACACAGGAGAGAAGCCACAUCAGUGCUCAGAGUGUGGGAAGAGCUUCGCUGUCUCCUCUAGCCUGGCUAAGCACCAGCUUAUCCACACAGGAGAGAAGCCACAUCAGUGCUCGGAGUGUGGGAAGAGCUUCACCCAAUCCUCCCACCUGGCCCGGCACCAGCUCAUUCAUAUGAGUGAGAAGCCAUAUCAGUGCUCGGAGUGUUGGAAGACUUUCACUGACCCUUCUAGGCUGGCCCAGCACCAGCUUAUCCACACAGGGGAGAAACCACAUCAGUGCUCAGAGUGUGGGAAGAGCUUCACCCAGUCUUCCAGCAUGGCCCGGCACCAGCUCAUUCAUAUGAGGGAGAAGCCACAUCAGUCCCUGGAGUGUAGAAAGAACUUCAGUGUCUCCUCCAGCCUAGCUAAGCACCAGGUCAUUCAUAUGGGGGAGAAGCCACAUAAGUGCUCAGAAUGUGGGAAGAGCUUCGCUCACUCCUCCAGGCUGGCCCAGCACCAGCUUAUCCACACAGGGGAGAAACCACAUCAGUGCUCAGAGUGUGGGAAGAGCUUCACCCAGUCUUCCAGCAUGGCCCGGCACCAGCUCAUUCAUAUGAGGGAGAAGCCACAUCAGUGCUUGGAGUGUGGGAAGAGCUUCACUGCCUCCUCCAGCCUAGCUAAGCACCAGCUCAUUCAUACUGGAGAGAAGCCACAUAAGUGCUCAGAGUGUGGGAAGAGCUUUGCUCACUCCUCCCGGCUGGCCCAGCACCAGCUUAUUCAUACAGGGGAGAAGCCACAUCAGUGCUCAAAGUGUGGGAAGAGAUUCACCCAAUCUUCCAACAUGGCCCGGCACCAGCUCAUUCACAUGAGGGUGAAGCUACAUCAGUGCUUGGAGUGUGGGAAGAGCUUCACUCUCUCUUCUAGCCUGGCGAAGCACCAACGUAUCCACACAGGGGAGAAGCCACAUCAGUGCUCCGAGUGUGGGAAGAGCUUCACUGUUUCCUCCAGCCUGGCUAAGCACCAGCUCAUUCAUAUGGGGGAGAAGCCACAUCAGUGCUCGGAGUGUGGGAAGAGCUUCACUCUCUCCUCCAGCCUGGCUAAGCACCAACGUAUCCACACAGGGGAGAGGCCACAUCAAUGCUCAGAGUGUGGUAAGAGCUUCACCCAGUCCUCCAGCCUGGUUGAGCACCUGCGUAUCCACACAAGAGAAAAGCCACAUCAGUGCUCAGAGUGUGGGAAGAGCUUUGCUUUCUUCUCCAGCCUGGGUAAGCACCAACGUAUCCACACAGGGGAGAAGCCAUAUCAGUGCUUGGAGUGUGGUAAGAGGUUCACUCAGUCCUCUACCCUGUCUCAGCACCACCAUAUCCACACAGGGGAGAAACCACAUCAGUGCUUGGAGUGUGGUAAGAGCUUUGCUCGCUCCUCCAGGCUGGCCCAGCACCAGCUUAUCCCCACAGGGGAGAAGCCAUAUCAGUGCUUGGAGUGUGGUAAGAGCUUUGCUCGCUCCUCCAGGCUGGCCCAGCACCAGCUUAUCCAUGCAGGGGAGAAGCCACAUCAGUGCUCGGAGUGUGGGAAGAGCUUCACUCCCUCCUCCAGCCUGGCUAAGCACCAGCUCAUUCACACAGGAGAGAAGCCACAUUGAUGCUUGGAGUGUGGGCAGAACUUCAACCAGUCCUCCCACCUGUCUGAGCACCAGCUCAUCCACACAGGGGUGAAGCCACAUCAGUGCUCGGAGUGUAGUGAGAGCUUCCCUCACUCCUCCAAAAUGGCCCAGCACCAGUGCAUCCAUAAUUCUUCCAGCUAUGCUGGAAUUGCUUGGAGACAUAUACCUGCUCAGUAGGGCUACGCAAAAUUUCACUAGCAGUCUCAUUUCAACGGUGUUUCGACUCAUGUCAACAUGCAAUAGUUCACCCAUCAUUUGACCCUUUUAGGGCCGUGCAGAACCCGAACAACACAAAGGCCUGACCCUAAGUUUUGAUGAGGGGAGGGGUUUAAAAGAAAUGCUUCAUGCAGAGGCCAGCCCAGAUGCUUGGGGAACUUGUGAGUAGAUGGUCUUUAAAUCAGCCCCAAUCCAUCAUUCUCUAAAAGUAGGCAGUGCUCCCAGGGGGAGAAGAAGUGCCUUCGCAAUAGGAUUCACCCCCUUAUGCAGCUGGCUCUAUAUGACAUCCAGGGCCUGUGCUUCGUAGACUCCCAACUUUGUCCUCCCUUCUGGUCCCCGGGUUCUGGUAUGUGAAGCUCUAGAGUUGCAGGAAGGAGGACAUUUACCGCUGGGCAGGCAUUCUCUGCCUUCCACCCUGACCUUGCCUUUCCUCCCCACCACGUCACCCCCCCUCCCAGGCUCACACAUGCUCACUGGGGUCUGCAAUAAGCUGAUACUGCCACCCCAUGAGCUCAAUUUGGCAGGUUUUGCUUCUCAGCCACUCAUCAGAACUCUGCAUCACCAGGUGCCAGCUGCUGCCCCCCACAAUCCCUUCAUCCCAUUCUCUGUAAUGUAUUCCUUGCUAAUCCAGUCCCACAAUUUAACACUGGGCUGGGAAAUGAUUUGGCUAGAGAGCUGUUUACACAGUUUAGGUAAGCUGCCACAUGGGUAGCCCCAUCCCUUGACAGGUGCUCCACCCCUUAGUUGCCAUAUUGGGACUGGAAGUCCAGCCCCCUAAACCCUGAGCUUUUCCACCAGAAGUCCCUUCCCUUGCCUCAGGAAGCACUUCUUUCAGCAAGGGGGUUUGCCAUCUUGGAACCAGAAAAAUAUCAAAUUAUAUUCUAAAAAUUGAACAUCUACAACAUUCACUAAUUUG
Molecule: messenger RNA, 4609 nt
Organism: Alligator sinensis (Chinese alligator)
Lineage: Eukaryota; Metazoa; Chordata; Crocodylia; Alligatoridae
Product: zinc finger protein 11-like
Exons: 7
Biological process (GO): regulation of transcription by RNA polymerase II
Molecular function (GO): RNA polymerase II cis-regulatory region sequence-specific DNA binding; DNA-binding transcription factor activity
Source: RefSeq, a predicted model, not a curated record